This is a messenger RNA of Sphaerulina musiva SO2202, 216 nucleotides long. RefSeq lists its product as uncharacterized. The annotation marks the transcript as partial. The record is from RefSeq and is a predicted model, not a curated record. The transcript has a single exon. NCBI's taxonomy places the organism in Eukaryota, Fungi, Ascomycota, Dothideomycetes, Mycosphaerellales, Mycosphaerellaceae.
GACAAGCUGGCCGAGUUUCCGUCUCUGAGCGACAUCUAUAUGCCUGUGCACGCCGCUCUGGAGAACGAGACGGUGUUGGAGCAGCAGCAUAGGAUAGUAAGCAACAGUGUCGAUACGAUCUUGUGCAUUCAGGUGCGAUACUCCGUCACCGACCUGGAGACAGUCGCCAAGAUCGUCUACCGUCUGCUCCAGCCGGGUAGAAAGUUGAUUUUCUAG